AAUGCUGAAGAACAAAUUAAAGGCAAAAGUAUCAUAAAUUGGAGCACGUUAAAAAAAAAUUUGUGGUUUUUAAGCUUGGCUUUAUAGUUAUAGUUACAACGGUUCCCCACUUCUCUUUAUUUUCCACUCUCACUGAUAACUCACUGUUAUCUUGUCCAAUUUCAUUCUCUCUCCUCUCUCAUGGCGGCGGUGUCCUUCAACAACAAUGGCGGAAAGAUUGGAACUUUGUGUUCUAAACCCGAAUUUGUUUGUGGGUUUCUCAGAAAAUUGGAUUUUGGUGCUCAAACAACAGUAAUGGCAAAACCCAUGUCCAAAAUUUCAAAGUUGAAGGCAAUGGAGGUUUCUUCAAAUACUUCAGUAAAUGCUGUGCCUGUUUCAGCUCAUCCCAAGGUGAUGCGCCACACAAUUUCAGUGUUUGUUGGAGAUGAAAGUGGGAUCAUCAAUAGGAUUGCAGGUGUUAUAUCUAGAAGAGGUUACAACAUAGAGUCUUUGGCUGUUGGUUUAAACAAAGAUAAGGCUCUUUUCACUAUAGUAGUAUGUGGGACUGAUAAGGUGUUGCGCCAAGUAAUGGAGCAACUUAACAAGCUCGUGAGUGUCUUGAAGGUUGAAGAUCUGUCGAGAGAGCCACAAGUGGAACGUGAAUUGAUGCUUGUGAAGCUCAAUGCUGAUGCAAAUACCCAUACCGAGAUAAAGUGGUUAGUGGAAAUCUUCAGGGCAAAGAUUGUGGAUGUCUCAGACAGCUUGGUCACUGUUGAGGUGACUGGGGAUCCUGGAAAGAUGGCUGCUGUCCUGAGAAACUUUAGCAAGUUUGGAAUUAAAGAAGUUGCAAGGACAGGAAAGAUCGCUCUAAGGCGGGAAAGGAUGGGUGAGACAGCUCCUUUUUGGAGAUUCUCUGCUGCUUCUUAUCCAGAUCUAGAAGAGAAGGCUGUUAAUACUCUUGUCGAGUCUACAAAAAGAAGUAUCAAUGGUGACCCUGGCUCAUCAUCAACUGGUGAUGUUUAUCCCGUGGAACCCUAUGAUAAUCCCAUGGUAAAUCAAGUACUCGAUGCUCACUGGGGUGUUCUUCAUGAUGGUGAUUCAAGUGGACUCCGAUCACACACUCUGUCCAUGCUUGUGAAUAAUGUUUCCGGGGUUCUAAAUACUGUUACAGGAGUAAUUUCUCGUAGGGGUUAUAACAUUCAGAGUCUUGCUGUUGGCCCGGCUGAAAAGGAGGGUCUUUCUCGUAUCACAACUGUGGUUCCUGGAAAUGACGAGUCAAUUGGAAAGUUGGUACAGCAACUUAGCAAGUUAGUGGACCUUCAUGAGAUUCAGGAUCUUACUCACCUGCCAUUUGCGGAACGAGAGCUUAUGUUGAUCAAAGUAGCUGCAAAUACGUCUGCCAGGAGAGAUGUUCUUGAUAUUGCCAAUAUUUUUCGUGCAAAAGCUGUAGAUGUUUCCGAUCAUACCAUAACCUUGCAGCUUAGUGGCGAUCUAGACAAAAUGGUUGCGCUACAGAGAUUAUUGGAACCUUAUGGCAUAUGUGAGGUAGCGCGGACUGGAAGAGUUGCACUGACUAGAGAGUCUCGAGUAGAUUCCGCAUUAUUGCGAGGAUAUGCUCUUCCCUUGUCUGAGUAACAAACUCACCGGCUAGGUCUUUCCGACAAUAUCCACCUGAGGUCGAAAUUCAUGUUGCUCUUCUGCAUUUCAUGAAGAUCGAAUGCAAGUGACUCGGCGUGAAGGCAAAUUCCAAUCUUCGCUUUGAAGAUGCUUUUGCUAUCAGUAGGAAUAGGUUUUGUAUUCAUCUGUUUUACACACCUUGUAUUUCUGUAAUAACAAAUUACUGGAAGAAAAAGAUCAUGGAAGUUUUAUGUUUUAGGUAGCCCAUCUAGCCAAGUAGUUACCUAAUAAGUUCUCUCUAAUAAUUGGUUGUGCAAUAACUGAAAGAUCACUACUUCCAGGUUUUGAUAUUUUAUCUUGUUACCUUAUUAUAUGCA
This is a messenger RNA of Beta vulgaris subsp. vulgaris (sugar beet), 1973 nucleotides long. Its product is annotated as acetolactate synthase small subunit 2, chloroplastic. The record is from RefSeq and is a predicted model, not a curated record. Gene Ontology annotation, biological process: L-valine biosynthetic process. Gene Ontology annotation, molecular function: acetolactate synthase activity; acetolactate synthase regulator activity. The transcript is spliced from 12 exons. NCBI's taxonomy places the organism in Eukaryota, Viridiplantae, Streptophyta, Magnoliopsida, Caryophyllales, Amaranthaceae. Bases 181 to 1614 code for a protein of 477 amino acids. Gene Ontology annotation, cellular component: cytosol.